AUGAAAGCUCAAUUAUUGACUACAGCUGUUUAUUUACACUUCCGGGAUUGUCUGCCGCAUCCAAAUGGUGGCCAGAAACAUCAGAAGAGGAAGAAAGUUCUACUUCUGAUUAUACCCCUAUCAAAACAUCCUCUUGAUGAAUCUUCGUCUACCGUCGAAACUUCAUCCUGGGAGGAAUCCCCAAGUGCUGAGACCACUUCUGUCAAGACUUCGUCUUGUGAAGAGUCGACUAGUGUUGAAUCAUCCAGUAUCGAAACAUCGUCAACCCCAGAAUGUGAUUCAUCCACAAAGGAUGUUCCAAAAUCAACCCCAGAAUGUGAUUCAUCCACCAAAGAGACUCCAUCAUCUAUUAUACCUACAAUUCCUACAACUAAAUAUGUUCCUCCUCAUUCAGAAAUCAAAAAUGAGACAUCUUGUGAAACGAAGACCACGGUGAUUACUACUAGUGGAACGCUUUGUACUACAGGGUAUAAAGUGAUUACUACUACAGGAAUUUCUGGAACUACUGUUGUCUAUACUACAUUGUGUCCUUUGCCAUCCACUCCUGUUGAGACAUCUAAUGUCGUCAUCUCUACUUCAAAGCCAAUCCCAGCUACUUCGAUUUUCACCUCAGCGGUCUACCAUAAUAUUACUAGUGAGGAAGGCUCAACAGCACCAGCCAUUUCACAUUUUGAAGGUGUUGGUAACCUACAAAAAGCUUCCUGUGGAGCUGCCUUGAUCGGUGUCGCUGCAUAUCUGUUGCUAUGA
This is a messenger RNA of Brettanomyces bruxellensis, 747 nucleotides long. RefSeq lists its product as uncharacterized. Bases 1 to 747 code for a protein of 248 amino acids. NCBI's taxonomy places the organism in Eukaryota, Fungi, Ascomycota, Pichiomycetes, Pichiales, Pichiaceae. The record is from RefSeq and is a predicted model, not a curated record. The transcript has a single exon.